This is a messenger RNA of Arabidopsis arenosa, 3866 nucleotides long. Lineage: Eukaryota; Viridiplantae; Streptophyta; Magnoliopsida; Brassicales; Brassicaceae. The record is from the annotation of a GenBank genome assembly.
GAUCACGGCACGCUCUCAUCCUCACCGCCGGUGCCUCCUCCGAGUCUCCGUACGCAAAUAACAACCUCAUAUCAAUGUACGUGAGGUGUAGGUCGCUGGAACAAGCACGGAAACUGUUCGACAAAAUGCCAGAGAGAAACGUAGUUUCUUACAAUGCACUCUAUUCGGCGUAUUCCCGGAACCCAGAUUACGCAAGUUAUGCGUUUAGUCUGAUAAAUCAAAUGGCAUCUGAAUCCUUGAAGCCCAAUAGAUCGACUUUCACUAGCUUAUUGCAAGUAUGUACUGUGCUUGAGGAUGUUUUGAUGGGGUCAUUACUACAUUCGCAGAUUAUAAAGCUUGGAUUUUCAGGUAAUGUGGUUUUCCAGACAUCGGUUUUGGGGAUGUACUCCAGUUGCGGGGACUUAGAAUCUGCGAGGAGAAUCUUUGAGUGUGUAAAUGAUGGAGAUGCGGUUGCUUGGAACACAAUGAUAGUUGGGAGUUUGAGAAAUGAUAAGAUAGAAGAUGGGCUUAUACUCUUUAGAAGCAUGUUGAUGUAUGGUGUUGAUCCAACGCAGUUCACUUGUGGGGACAUGAGAGAAGCAUUUUAUGUGUUUGGGAGGAUUCAUAACCCAAAUUUGGUUUCAUGGAACUCGAUUAUUUCGGGGUGCUCAGAAAACGGCUUUGGAGAGCAAGCGAUUCUUAUGUAUAGAAGGUUACAUAGGAUGUCCACACUUCGGCCGGAUGAAUAUACUUACUCUGCUGCUAUAUCUGCGACAGCUGAACCAGAAAGAUUUAUUCAUGGGAAGCUUCUUCACGGACAAGUAACAAAAUUAGGAUAUGAAAGGAGUGUGUUUGUUGGAUCAACACUCUUGUCCAUGGACUUCAAAAACGGGGAAGCUGAAUCUGCACAGAAGGUGUUUGGUGUGAUCCCGGAAAGGGAUGUUGUUCUCUGGACUGAGAUGAUUGUUGGGGAAUCUAGAGUGGGAAACAGUGAGUGUGCAUUCCAACUCUUUAUUGAAAUGUACCAAGAAAAAAAUAGAACUGAUGGUUUUUCCCUGAGUAGUGUCUUAGGAACAUGUUCAGACAUGGCGAUGCUAAGACAAGGUGAAGUGUUCCAUUCUCUUGCCAUAAAGACAGGGCUCGACAGUGUUAUGUCAGUAUGUGGAGCACUAGUAGACAUGUAUGGGAAAAACGGCAAAUACGAAACUGCAGAAUCAAUAUUUUCUCUUGCUUCAAAUCCAGAUUUGAAAUGCUGGAACUCAAUGCUAGGAGCUUAUAGUCAGCAUGGAAUGGAAACUGGCAUCAAAGAUGGGUUUAAGCACUAUUCUUGCAUAAUGAGUUUGGUAUCAAAAGCUGGGUUAUUAGACGAAGCACUGGAACUGAUAGGACAAUCUCCUCCUGGAAACAACCAAGCAGAGCUCUGGAGAACUCUGCUAAGCGCCUAUGUUAACGCAAGAAACUUGCAGAUGGGACUAUAUGCAGCUAAGCAAAUACUGAAACUUGAUCCAGGAGACACUACAACACACAUUCUACUAUCUAAUCUGUAUGCGGCGAAUGGGAGAUGGGAGGAUGUUGUAGAGAUGAGAAAGAAGAUUAGAGGAUUAGCUUCAGCUAAAGAUCCCGGAUUGAGCUGGAUUGAAGUGAAAAACAACAAUACACAAGUUUUCUACUCUGGAGAUCAGUCUAACCCAGAAAUUAUAACUCAAGCUCAAGAUGAAUUACAUAGAUUAAAGAUAGAACUUACACGGAAAUGCGUCUCGAUCACGGCACUAAAACGGGCGCGUCAGCUCCACGCUAUCAUCCUCACCGCCGGCGCAGGCUCCGCUUCUGAAUCUCCGUACGCAAAUAACAAUCUCAUCUCAAUGUAUGUGAGGUGCAGUUCACUUGAACAAGCACGGAAACUGUUCGACAAAAUGCCUGAGAGAAACGUAGUUUCUUACAAUGCACUUUAUUCGGCAUAUUCACGGAACCCAGAUUAUGCAAGUUAUGCGUUUAGUCUGAUAAAUCAAAUGGCAUCUGAAUCCUUGAAGCCCAAUAGUUCGACUUUCACUAGCUUAGUGCAAGUAUGUACGGUGCUUGAGGAUGUUUUGAUGGGGUCGUUACUACAUUCGCAGAUUAUAAAGCUUGGAUAUUCAGAUAAUGUGGUUGUCCAGACAUCGGUUUUGGGAAUGUACUCCAGUUGCGGGGACUUGGAAUCUGCGAGGAGAAUCUUUGAGUGUGUAAAUGAUGGAGAUGUGGUUGCUUGGAACACAAUGAUAGUUGGGAGUUUGAGAAAUGAUAAGAUAGAAGAUGGGCUUAUGCUCUUUAGAAGCAUGUUGAUGUCUGGUGUUGAUCCUACGCAGUUCACGUAUUCGAUGGUGCUGAAUGCUUGUAGUAAACUGGGAAGCUAUAGCUAUUCUGUGGGAAAAUUAAUCCAUGCCCGGAUGAUAGUCUCAGAUAUUUUAGCUGAUUUACCUGUAGAAAAUGCUCUUCUUGACAUGUAUUGCAGUUUUGGGGACAUGAAAGAAGCAUUUUAUGUGUUUGGGAAGAUACAUAACCCAAAUUUGGUUUCAUGGAACUCGAUUAUUUCGGGGUGCUCAGAAAACGGCUUUGGAGAGCAAGCGAUUCUUAUGUAUAGAAGGUUACAUAGGAUGUCCACACCUCGGCCGGAUGAAUAUACUUACUCUGCUGCUAUAUCUGCGACAGCGGAACCAGAAAGAUUUGUUUAUGGGAAGCUUCUUCACGGACAAGUAACGAAAUUAGGAUAUGAAAGGAGUGUGUUUGUUGGAACAACACUCUUGUCCAUGUACUUCAAAAACGGGGAAGCUGAAUCUGCACAGAAGGUGUUUGGUGUGAUCACUGAAAGGGAUGUUGUUCUUUGGACUGAGAUGAUCGUAGGGUAUUCUAGACUAGGAAACAGCGAAUGCGCGGUCCAACUCUUCAUUGAAAUGUACAGAGGAAAAAAUAGAACUGAUGGUUUUUCCCUGAGCAGUGUUUUAGGAGCAUGUUCAGAUAUGGCGAUGCUAAGACAAGGUGAAGUGUUCCAUUCUCUUGCCAUAAAGACGGGGUUCGACAGUGUUAUGUCAGUAUGUGGAGCACUAGUAGACAUGUAUGGGAAAAACGGCAAAUACGAAACUGCAGAAUCAAUAUUCUCUCUUGUUUCAAAUCCAGAUUUAAAAUGUUGGAACUCAAUGCUAGGAGCUUAUAGUCAGCAUGGAAUGGUAGAAAAGGCUCUGAGUUUCUUCGAACAAAUACUAGAAAAGGGAUUCACCCCGGAUGCUGUAACAUACUUGUCCUUAUUAGCAGCAUGCAGCCACAGGGGAUCAACGCAGGAAGGCAAGUUCCUGUGGAAUCAAAUGAAGGAACAGGGCAUCAAAGCAGGGUUUAAGCACUAUUCUUGCAUGGUGAGUUUGGUAUCAAAAGCUGGGUUAUUAGACGAAGCACUGGAACUGAUAGAACAAUCUCCUCCCGGGAACAACCAACCCGAGCUUUGGAGAACAAUGCUAAGCGCAUGUGUUAACACAAGAAACUUGGAGAUGGGACUAUAUGCAGCUGAGCAAAUACUGAAACUUGAUCCAGAAGACACUGCAACACACAUUCUACUAUCGAAUUUAUAUGCGGUGAAUGGGAGAUGGGAGGAAGUUGCAGAGAUGAGAAGAAAGAUUAAAGGAUUAGCUUCAGCUAAAGAUCCAGGACUGAGCUGGAUUGAAGUGAACAACAACAAUACACAAGUUUUCUCCUCUGGAGACCAGUCUAACCCAAAAGUUAUAACUCAAGCUCAAGAUGAAUUACAUAGAUUAAAGAGUAAUAUGUUGUGUAGAUCAUCAUCCAAUGAACAAAAUUCAUUUCUUAUAAGACUUAUCUCUUCAGAUUAAAAGUUUGUGCUAAACAAGUAUCGUCAUUUCAAU